Molecule: messenger RNA, 4464 nt
Organism: Lutra lutra (Eurasian river otter)
Lineage: Eukaryota; Metazoa; Chordata; Mammalia; Carnivora; Mustelidae
Gene: BICC1
Product: BicC family RNA binding protein 1
Exons: 21
Coding region: 307-3231 (974 amino acids)
Cellular component (GO): cytoplasm
Molecular function (GO): RNA binding; protein binding
Source: RefSeq, a predicted model, not a curated record
GCGCGGGCGGCGCGGCGCGCUCAUUCCGCUCGGGCGUUGCUGGCAGGGGGAGGCGCAGUCACUGGCCCAGAAUCCGGGCCCGGACUCUGGGCGGCGGGCGGCUCUCGGGGUUGGGAUGCGCCGGGGGCUCCGUGGCGGCGGCGUUGGCGGCGGCGUGGGCGGCUGCCGGGGGACGAGCUAGCGCCGCGUCGCGGGGAGCCAGUCGAGCCCGGACUGCAAGCGGAGGCGGCGGCGCAGGCGGGGGCGCAGGCGGAGCGGCGGCCGCAGUUGGAGCCGGAGCCGAAGCCCGAGCGCCGCGCGCCCACCAUGGCCGCCCAGGGCGAGCCCGGCUACCUGGCGGCGCACUCGGACCCGGGCUCCAACAGCGAACGCAGCACUGACUCGCCCAUGCCCGGCUCCGAGGACGACCUGGUCGCUGGGGCGCCCCUGCAUAGCCCCGAGUGGAGCGAGGAGCGCUUCCGAGUGGACAGGAAGAAACUUGAGGCCAUGUUACAAGCUGCUGCUGAAGGAAAAGGCAAAAGUGGGGAAGACUUUUUUCAGAAGAUCAUGGAGGAAACAAAUACACAGAUUGCUUGGCCAUCAAAACUGAAGAUCGGAGCCAAAUCCAAGAAAGAUCCCCAUAUUAAGGUUUCUGGAAAGAAAGAAGAUGUUAAGGAGGCCAAGGAAAUGAUCAUGUCUGUCUUAGACACAAAAAGUAAUCGAGUCACCUUGAAGAUGGAUGUUUCACAUACAGAACAUUCCCAUGUAAUCGGCAAAGGUGGCAACAAUAUUAAAAAAGUGAUGGAAGAAACAGGAUGCCACAUCCACUUUCCAGAUUCCAACAGAAAUAACCAAGCAGAAAAAAGCAACCAGGUAUCUAUAGCAGGACAACCAGCAGGAGUAGAAUCUGCCCGAGUUAGAAUUCGGGAGCUGCUUCCUUUGGUGCUGAUGUUUGAGCUGCCAAUCGCUGGGAUUCUUCAACCAGUUCCCGAUCCUAACUCCCCCUCGAUUCAGCACAUAUCACAAACGUACAACAUUUCGGUGUCAUUUAAGCAGCGUUCUCGAAUGUAUGGUGCUACUGUGAUAGUACGAGGGUCUCAGAAUAACACCAGUGCUGUGAAGGAAGGAACUGCCAUGCUGUUGGAACAUCUCGCUGGGAGCCUGGCAUCAGCUAUUCCCGUGAGCACACAACUAGACAUUGCAGCUCAACAUCAUCUCUUUAUGAUGGGUCGAAAUGGAAGCAACAUCAAACAUAUCAUGCAAAGAACAGGUGCUCAGAUCCACUUUCCUGACCCCAGUAAUCCACAGAAGAAAUCCACCGUCUACCUCCAGGGCACCAUUGAGUCUGUCUGUCUUGCAAGGCAAUAUCUCAUGGGUUGUCUUCCCCUUGUGCUGAUGUUUGAUAUGAAGGAAGAAAUUGAAGUUGAUCCACAGUUCAUUGCUCAGUUGAUGGAACAGCUCGAUGUCUUCAUCAGUAUUAAACCAAAGCCAAAACAACCAAGCAAGUCUGUGAUUGUGAAAAGUGUUGAGAGAAAUGCCUUAAAUAUGUAUGAAGCAAGGAAAUGUCUCCUCGGACUUGAAAGCAGUGGGGUUACCAUAGCAACCAGCCCGUCCCCAGCAUCGUGCCCUGCCGGCCUGGCAUGUCCCAGCCUGGACAUCUUAGCUUCGGCAGGCCUCGGACUCACUGGACUAGGUCUUUUGGGACCUACCACCUUAUCUCUAAACACAUCAACAACUCCAAACUCACUCUUGAAUGCUCUUAAUAGCUCAGUCAGUCCUUUGCAAAGUCCAAGUUCUGGCACCCCCAGCCCCACAUUAUGGGCACCCCCGCUUGCUAACACUUCAAGUGCCACAGGUUUUUCUGCCAUACCACACCUUAUGAUUCCAUCUACUGCCCAAGCCACAUUAACUAAUAUUUUGUUGUCUGGUGUACCCACCUAUGGGCACACAGCUCCAUCUCCCCCUCCUGGCUUGACUCCUGUCGAUGUCCAUAUCAACAGUAUCCAGACAGAAGGCAAAAAAAUCUCUGCUUCUUUAAAUGGACAUGCACAGUCUCCGAAUAUAAAAUAUGGUGCAAUAGCCACUUCAUCACUUGGAGAAAAAGUACUGAGUGGGAAUCACAGUGAUCCAUCUAGACAGACAACCGGACCUGAGCAGCCAUCUCCCAAAUCAAACCCUGUGGAAGGUUGUAACGAUGCUUUUGUUGAAGUAGGCAUGCCUCGAAGUCCUUCCCAUUCUGGGAAUGCUGGUGACUUGAAACAGAUGAUGGGUCCUUCCAAAGUUUCCUGUGCCAAGAGGCAGACAGUAGAACUGUUGCAGGGCACAAAAAACUCACACUUACACAGCACUGACAGGUUGCUCUCGGACUCUGAGCUGAGUGCUGCAGAAAGCCCUUUGGCUGACAAGAAGGCUCCCGGAAGUGAGCGUGCGGCGGAGAGGGCUGCAGCUGCCCAGCAAAACUCCGAAAGGGCUCGUCUGGCCCCGCGGCCAUCCUAUGUCAACAUGCAGGCAUUUGACUAUGAACAAAAGAAACUGUUAGCAACCAAAGCUAUGUUAAAGAAACCAGUGGUGACAGAAGUCAGAACACCCACAAAUACCUGGAGUGGCCUGGGGUUUUCUAAAUCCAUGCCAGCCGAAACCAUAAAGGAGCUGAGAAGGGCCAACCAUGUGUCCUAUAAGCCCACAAUGACAACGACUUUUGAGGGCUCAUCAAUGUCCCUCUCAAGGUCCAGCAGUCGUGAACACUUGGGAAGUGGAAGUGAAUCUGAUAACUGGAGGGACCGAAAUGGAAUAGGACCCCCAAGUCCUAGUGAAUUUGCAGCUUCUGUUGGCAGCCCCAAACGUAAACAAAACAAAUCAACGGAACACUAUCUCAGCAGUAGCAAUUACAUGGACUGCAUUUCUUCGCUGAUGGGAAGCAAUGGCUGUAACUUGAACAGCUCUUUCAAAGGCUCUGACCUCCCUGAGCUCUUUAGCAAACUGGGCCUGGGCAAAUACACAGACGUCUUCCAGCAACAAGAGAUCGAUCUUCAAACAUUCCUCACUCUCACAGAUCAGGAUCUGAAGGAGCUGGGAAUUACGACUUUUGGUGCCAGAAGGAAAAUGCUGCUUGCUAUCUCAGAACUGAAUAAAAAUCGAAGAAAGCUUUUUGAACCACCAAGUGCACGCACCUCUUUCCUGGAAGGCGGAGCGAGUGGGAGGCUACCCCGUCAGUAUCACUCAGACAUUGCUAGUGUCAGUGGCCGCUGGUAGCAAUACCCUCGAGGCAUGCGCCCGCCAAAUCUGUCAAAUUGGACACAGGAGAUCUGUGAACAGCCUUCACUGCACACCGUCCUCAGUACUCUGGGUGUCUGGUAUCAGGACCAACGCAUCUUACUCAAACCUGAACUUUGUGCCAAAAAGGAAGAAAAGAGAGAAGGUGAUCUUAUGUCAUCAUACAGAAAUGCCACACUUGGAUGACUUUUUUUAAACGGCAAUCCGACAGAACUUGCAAUUUGAGGGUAGGGCUUUAUUUCCUGUUUUUAUUUACCUAAGUAAUGUAUGCACUGAUUUUUUUACUUAAAAUGAAGGAUUAAUUGACAUCUGGGAUGCCAGAAAAUUUAGAGGUUCUUUUUGUUUGCUUGUUUUGUUUAGGGAUUUGGGGAUUUUUUUAAAAAUAAUCAAAAUGGAAUUUUCUGGUACUGCUUUAAAAUAAUUAUUGAGGUCUUUCAGCACUUUACACUUUCUAAUUUCUUGUCCUGUGGAAAUCAUGCCUCUUUCUCUCAACUUUCAUGUCACCUGAUGUAUUGGUACAAAUCAGAUUUAGGCAUACUUUUCUGACAAUCAAAUUUUUAUUUGAAAUGGUACUGGAUUAUUAGUUUUGUGCCAAAUAUUCUGACUUUGGGAAAUGUAAAUGACUCCCCUUGGUUCUGGACCAGUUCUGUUCAUUUAUAUCAACAUCCUAGAAAUAAUUAGCAAUUAACCUAUUUCACAUAACAGGUACAAAGAAAGACCAGAUGGACUUUGCAAUAUUAACCCUUUGCAGUCAUCAUAUUUAGCCGCUGCCUGUAUUGCUAAAAUGAUUUUAAUGGUUGUCUGAAGGCAAAGGGCUAUUCUUUAGUAUACUGCCACUAAAGGACACUUAUUUAUAUCAAACUUUUAUUUUUAGAUAUUAUAAGCAUACAGUACAUAACUGAUUAAAUUGAUAUCUACUAGAGAUUUAUGGUAGAGAAUGGACGGCAUUCAAUAACUGGAGCCCUAGAUUGUCACUUUAUUUAAAAAAAAGACAAAUAAUCAUCUGACAAGACAGCACUGUUGCCAUUAAGAGGAGAAAUAGAUUACUAUCCUUAUCAUGUACACUCUAGCUGUGCUCCAUAUGGUCACAGGACUUUCAAAAACCAUAUCUGUCUGCUUGAAGUAGACUUGUGUUUGUUGAGAACAGAAAGGCUUUAUUUAAGUUUUCAGGGUGACAGUUUAUAAAAACAGCUGAGUUCCAAAGGAAGACCC